This is a messenger RNA of Spirometra erinaceieuropaei, 7920 nucleotides long. The record is from the annotation of a GenBank genome assembly. NCBI's taxonomy places the organism in Eukaryota, Metazoa, Platyhelminthes, Cestoda, Diphyllobothriidea, Diphyllobothriidae.
AUGCUGCUGGGCGACGAUGAUGGAGUGGCGCGUUCUCUUCAGUUGCUCUGCAGCCCCGGUGCCAUUUUUCCCAAUGGACACAUGAUGUCGACUCAAGCGCUGGAUAAUAUGGUAUUGAUCGGCGGCAGACGGUGUGUACUGACAUUUGUUUAGGCUGAUGGAAUUUAGUAUCACCCCUUUUUGAUUGCAGGGACUUGUUCACCACGUGCUUCCAUCUUCCACAUUGUUCUUUACAAAGCAUCUGUUUUAGAAAACCUUCCCUCCACUGCUACCCUUGCUGGCACUUUUUUAAAAUAUGUUUUCCUACAAACUGAGGACGGUUUUUAUUUCACCCCCCUUUGACGCACAUGUACUGCACAAUGAUUUUUUGUCCCUUAUCAUUGUUCCACCCUGAAACUCAAUGACCGGUUGAAUGGUGCUGUAUAGUUCCGCGCGGAUGUACUCUGUAGUGGAUUGCGUGAACAAAAAUUUGUCGCAGAGGUGACUAAGGCAUGGCUUUUUGAUAUAAACCGCGUCAAUUGGCUGAAGAACGAUAGACAACGCAACCUUCUUUUGAAAACAAAUGAGCCACCAUCAGACGGAACGACAGUCUAUUCGGUUAGGGUCCUGAUGAGGGACCUGACUCUGAAUAAGGCACGGCGGUUGGCUCAGAGAAACGAAGAUGCGUGGGGCCUAACAAGUUCGGAGUCAAUGGAGUUGCGCAGAGGGUUGAGAACGAAGCAGGCUCCAUACGUAAUAAAUAAUUCUUUAAAGUUUCGCAUGCCAACUUACUUCCGAAUCGGAGGAAGAUGACAAGGAAGGCGAUCAUGACAUAGUAGACAGUUAUAGACAGCCGGAAAUGCGACUCGCUGGUUGGCAGCAGCAACACCAAUACUUCAGUUGGCAGCAUUUACUUUAACGUUUUGUAGGUUAAGGCCUGAUAAAGACGUACCUUCUUCCUCCGCCGUGUGAGGAAGGCCCUACCCUUCACCAACCCCCUUCUUUCGGCAAGUAGUUAUACUAAUUUUUCAUUUCAGACUGCUAACUGAGAGGCAGAAAUCAACGAUCUAAAGUGAACUGCCUACAUCGAGACACAAGAAACGGACCAUUCUGGGGUAAGGACGUUCUCCAUGCCGUUUGAUUAAAUUCAUUUAGUUAAGAAGUGAACAACAUAGCUCAACAACAUGCCGUCAUUCUUCGUGAGCUACAACAGCAGCGGGCCCUGCCCAUCAAAAAGCUGAGGUGAAUAUUAGCCUCUAUCGUCGUUAUGAGCCAAAGGCCUCCUGCACUGUGCAUGCCGAUACGCACCAAAGACUCCUUGGAAGACUUUGUUGGCAAGCUUGAUAAUGAACCUCGUGGCGCUGUUGGCAAAAAAGUGAUACGUAGGAUAACGGGUUUCUCAAUGAAAGUCCCGUUGAAGUGUCGUAAGGAUCUAGGUAUUAUUGAUUACGAACCAUUUUUCAAAAUCCGAGCGGGCCCUCAGAUUGCCCAGUAUACAGAAAUUUAGAACAAGGCAAAUCUACCAAGAGUCGAAAAUUUCCAAACGACUUUGAAAGGUGCGGUCGUCAACAGCACUUGUGGAUGCCCACGAUCUGUUGGGAAUAAGUACUGUAAAAAGUGCUUCAAAAUGCCCAUCGCUUUUCAUGUCGCAGAUGCAUGCUUCCUAAUCAUUUUCCAAGGUUCGCGUACGUUGGCGGCAUGCGACAUUUAUGUGAAACAAUUACGAGUCGCAUUUAUUUCUGUAGCUGUCGUGUGAUAAAAGAGUUUAGAAAUUCACAAUGGUAUUCUCAACGAACUCCUUGUUUCGUAUGUAAAGUCAAAUAUUCGUGGUAGAAUACAGCAAGGUUUUCGCCACUGGUUCUGAGAACAGAGAUACCGCGAUGAUUGUCGAUGUUUUGUCAGUUUAUAUUGUGCUUUCGAAAGUGCACAUUAACGGCUAUAAUUACUGUCAUAUUUGCUGGAAUAGAGCAGUCGCCUGCCCAAAAGUGAAAGCUGUUUGUACUUAUAGGCAUCAACCGGGAGUGUGUCGGCAUCCAUAUUUUUCAUUGGAGAUAUUUCGAAGCAUCCUAGUCGUCUCCUAGAAGAAAAACUUGUGAGGAAAAACCAGCAUUAGUCUUCAAAUUAGGAUGUCUGUUGUUAAUUUUCUUGCAGAGUGUUAAUGAGUGGUCGCGAGCCUACCAGAAUUACGCGAUCUAGCAGGCCAAGAUCAGCGACUGUUUUAAUAGAAUCUGAGCAGCAGCUCAGCUCCGGUGGGCUGAGAAUGAUAAAGUCAUGUCAUAGUUGAUAAUAAUUUGAUUGCUUGGUAGCGUGCAACAUCAGUCAAAUAGAAUAUCUUUAUUUAGGAUAGGGAAGUUCACUUUUGGAUUUUCUAGUCAUAACGACCUUACGGUAAUAAUUCUGGAAACUAGGUGAGUGUGAGUCAGGCGCAUAUGAACAGGCUUUGGUUACUUUUGAUCAUAAAGACUCAUGAGCCGCUCGUUUUACGUGCCGAUAAUCUCUGCUACCAUUGACGUUGUCAUUGCGCUAAUGCAGCAGUAUUUUUCGCGGUUCUAGGAAAAUUUUCUUUAUAUGUAAUAUCAGGAUUUUGUGAAAGUUCCGUCUAUUCUGUUCUGGUGAUGCUAUUAUGUGGGUUCAAGGACCCCCAUAGAGGUGGUGUAGAUGACACCCCUCGUAUAUUCUACAUAGAUCGACAAAGUUCGUAUACUUAAGGAUAAUAGGCACUGCCAUGAAAGACCAUAAAUUCCACAACGUCUGUAGUAAAGUAUGCAUUUCUCAACAGUAAAGGCCGGAACCCAAACACAACGUCAGACGUAGUUAUGAGAAAAACGUUGAUUUGGUGUAACAGAACUUUCUUGUUCUAAACGCCUCUGCCCUCGUAGUUAUUGAUCAUGUCGCCUCCAAACACUUAUAGUGUUGCCCUUUUUUAAAUCUCCACAUAAACUUCAAGUUGAUUGGACGUUACUCUAGUCAGUAUUCGGAAUUGCAUGUUUCAUCGGGUUCAUGUACAUCACUGUUAUCCUAACUCUUGAGGGACUUGGAGUCCAAAAGUUGACAGGAACUGGAAAGAAAGUACAUCCGUGCCAUAUUUGUGUUGAUCGAAGUUUGCAAGACCCGGUAGUUUUGAUGAAGUGUUUGUCUUCUGCACAUGCACUGGACAGUAGAAUCCCGUUACUGUUGAAGUUCCCAAUUCAUAACUGUGAAACACUCCUACGUUGUGUGGACCAACUUGUCGCUUGAAGUCCUUGAGAACUAUUACAAAGUAAGUAUUUUGAUUCUUGCGGAAUAUGUCCUACCAAGUAGUAAAGGCUAUUGGCAGUCGGUGCGAAGACGUUGAAAAUGGCGGCGGAUUUCCUAGUGUAAUGUAUGCUGAAUUGUAACAAGCAUACCGUCGGUUUCAUAUGAGAGGAAGGACAGUAUUUCCGAAAUUUUGUUUCCGCUAGUGACGAAAGUGCUAAUACCUCGCCAUGUUUGCUUAAGUGGACAACUCCUGAGGAAAAUGUAUCCCGCUCUUUCUUCAAUGGAUUGGUCUGGAUCCGGUAGGUGGGUCUCACUUUGCAGAUGGUACUCGCCCAGUACUGAGACGGUGCGUUGGCAACCGGAGUUGCUAUUCAUUCUGACUGAUUUAUUUUGGUAAAGAAUACUGGAAUCGAGAACAAGACUGCAGAAUGACGAGAAGAAUCUCGUGAUCCACAACAUCCAGAUAAUGCAGCACCAUCUCCUAAUUCUUUCUACGGAACCGAUCCGAAUGAGGACACAAUAGGUACCUUAAAUGGGAACUCAAACGGCACCAUAAUCAAACGCCACAAAACUCUGAAACUAACAUUUUUUAACACCAACGUGAGCAGUAUAUUGCCCAAGUUAGACGAACUGAAGAUCCACAUCUGUGACUCUUACGCUGACUUUGUUUCUUUGAAUGAAAUCACUUCUGUCUGAAAACGUAGAUGACCGCCAAUUAGUGCUACCAGGAUUUCAGUUGUUUCGAAGAGAUAGGAUAGGGCGUCAGGGAGGAGGAGUCGUCACUUACGUAAAACACGACCUACUUGUUCAGAAAAAAACAGAACAAUUCGCGUGCAACGCCGAGAUUAUCUGGCUCACUAUAAGGGUACCAGGAUCACAUAGCCUUGAAGUUCUGACCAUCCAUCGACCACUGAGGAGUGACCCCGAGGCUGACGCUCGUCUGUUAGAGGAGCUAGGGCGAUUUGCUCUCCGUCCUGAUCAUGGGCGACUUUAAUGCACCGCUCAUAAACUGGAGUUCACUAUACGCGCGCAGCCCAGGACUAGCUUUCGACCAACGCCUUUUGGACAUGGCACUCAGGUCAUUUCUCACUCAGCAUGUCUUAUUUCCCACGAGGGUGCGUGAGGGGCAGCAGUCAAACUGCUUGGACCUGGUGCUCACGAAAUCGAUGGAAAGCAUAGAUGAGGGGCAAUGUCUGCGUUUUCCAGGUCGAAGCGACCACGUUGUACUUUACUGGGACUAUUUAAUCUUUUCCGUGCCUCAACAGCUCAUUAAAAUUAGAAGAAAUCUUUGACGUGGGACUUCGAGCAAAUGAAGGCUGAAAUCAACAAUAUAGAGCGGAAAUCAGCUUUUUCCGGAAAUAUAGGUUGGAUGGAUGGGGUCAGUGAAUGAUUGUAUGUUCUCUUGAAAAAUCAUUGCUCGCUUUCACGAAGGGGCUACACAGUCUACCUCGGUGGCUGACUCAGGUGAUAAAAAGGAAGUAAAUCAAAAGCGGAGAUUGUGGCAGAAAUCUCUCACUGAUGGGAAUCCUGUAUUCAUAAACUCAUACAAAGCACAAAGGAACUUAGUCAAACGACUUAACCUCAGGACACGGCAAAUUUUGAAAAAGACCUACUGAAUCGUGCUGUGAAAAAUCCGAAAUUAUUUUACAGCUACAUAAGUAGCAGCACGCGAAACAGAGACCCUAGCCCCCUUCUGAAGUCAAGCGGAGAUGUAGAGAUUAGUGAGGAUGAAGAAAAACUGAGUACCUUUCACAAUUUUUUAAAUCUAUCUUUACGAGUGAAGGCGCAUUUACUCCCCCCCUCGACUACGACUUCGCUGAAGGUCCAAAAAUUGAGGCUGUAUCUUUUGAUGAAAAGACUGUUCUCAAAGAGCUGAUGACGCAAAAUGAAUCGAAAUCACUUUGUCCAGACGACAUACCGCCUAAGCUACUGAAGGAGCUCUCUGAUGAACUAACCAAACCAUUAUCCAUGCUUUUCAAGCCUCGUUCGAAGCUGGCUGUUUACCCACUGAAUGGAGACUUGCGCGGAUUACACCGCUGUACAAAGGAGGCAGCAAAGCCUCUGCAAACAAUUACAGACCAAUUAGCCUCACCUCCAUCUGCUGCAAAAUCAUUGAAAAAAUAAUUUAGCGAGAGUUAAUGCGCUUCCUAGAGUAGUAUAAUUUAUUUUCUGAUGCGCAGCAUGGGUUCUGUAGUGGCAGGUUUUGUAUGAAAUACUUGCCCUACUGUUUGGAACGUUGGACUCGGGCAGUUGAUGAAGGCAAUGCCCUGCAUGUAGUCUAUAACGACUUUAAAAAGGCAUUUUAUAAUGUCCCACAUCACCGACUCCUGCACAAACUGAGUCGAACAGGCGUUAGGGGUAACCUCUUGAAAUGGAUUCAAAGCCUCCUCUUUGACAGUUCUCAAACUGUCCAUGUUGGUGGCCAGCAGUCGACGGAGGUUACCGUUGAAAGCGGUGUUCCCUAAGGCUCAGUUAUUGGUUCAGCUCUGUUUAUUAUUUACGUCCAAGAUUGCGUUAGUGAACUGACCUGGGGUGUCGCCGUGUUUGCGGGUGAUAUUAAGCUCUAGAGCGCCAUUCUAACUGCCGACGACGAAGACAUUUGCGGGCGACCCUAAGCCGACUCCAACAGUGGUCAAAGGACUAGCUUUUGCCGUUCAAUGAGAAAAAAUGCAAUAUUCUACGAGUUGGCAGAGCCCGCUCUCCGAACCACAUGGCUUACUGCCUGAAUGGUAUACCACUGCAAGAAGUGGACUCGCAGAAGGACUUGGGAAUAUGGAUUACGCCGUCGUUCGAACCUUCGCUGCACUGCACGAAGGUAGUCUAGUCUGUAAUGUUAGUUCCCUACCUUAUCAAGCGGGCUUUCUCUGUCUUUGAUGAAAACUGCUUCGCAAAAGUCUUUCAAACUUUUGUGCGGCCGCAACUGGAACUUGCUACCCAGGCUUGUAGACCCUGGACCGCGAAGGACUUCAGCAUCCUCGAAAGGGUUCAAAGGCAUGCAACGAAACUUGUGACAGGACAGGGUUCUCUACCAUAUGCAACGCGGUUAGCUAACUUUGAGCUCUUUCCCUUGAGUUACAGGCAGUUACGGGGUGACCUGAUACAAACAUUCCGUAUCAAACGCGGUCAGGACUGCAGUCUCGUACCGGGGGACUCCGUCGAGUUAGCAACCACCACGAACCUACGAGAUCAUCCAUUCAAAAUACGUUUGAGCGCGGCCAGGCUUGACACACGAGAGUUCUUCUCUAACAGAGUACUUGAAGUUUGGAACGCCUGCCUCCGGAUGUUAUUAUGUCUGCUUCCGUCGAGGUCUUUAAGAAGAAGCUGGAUUUGUAUAACAGUGUUACUAAAUUACCACCCUACCUCUGCAAACUUGGCAAAUCCCAUUGUUAUGAUACUACUUGCUAUAUUUCGGUAACAUUUAAAAUCGAGUUUCUUGCUGUCUCCAACUCAUCGCCUACGCUUACUGACAUGCACCUGUGCAACUUUUGUCACUGGAAUACUAUUUAUUUCCCUGCACUCGAAACGACCACUGUACUACUGCUCGUACCACUUACACUCGAGACAGUUUGGUUAUCUGUUCGGAGUUGAGCCUUUUCCGAUUAUUUGUUACCUUUAUGAUACCUUUUCCAGUUUUUGAGAUUUUUCAGUUGCUUGUAAAAAAAUAUGGAGUUCAAAGGUGAGGACCUGCAUUUCCUACAAUAAAACUGAACUGAAAUGAACAUUAUGAGUUGUCAAGAUGAAUGAAGUCACUCUGAUAGGAAGGAUGGAGAAAGAGGUGAAGAAUGCGUGUGUCUGUUUGAUUUAGGCCGCAUGCAUUAUUUUCAGAAGCAGUAGUUACUUGCACCAAGCGUAUGAACAAAUAAUUUAGGGGACAUUUUCCAGCGCUUUCCGCCAUGAGGUGGCAAGCAACGGGUAUUUAAGGUCGCGUAGGCAUCAGGAGUAAUUUUUGAAUUUUAAAGCGGCUGACGACGAGAAUAGGGAGAAAAGGAUCCAGGUCAGACGAAUUACAUCCUAUCCUUUCCGUAAGAAUUUGAUAAUGAGGUAUUGGAGGUAGGGCAGAUUAUGAAGGUGAUUGGUUAGAUGAGAUAACUUACAUAUAGAUUGGUUUGAAGCGAAUAAGACUUCUCGGCAUCUGCUGCAAUCUCUUUCCACUCUGGUUAUGGUCUAUGGCAAGUCUGUAUCACGGAACUCCAAUGAAACUGUACUUAUCGUCUGAAUUGACAUAUACCACAUCUGUGUGCGUCACACAACAAUUCUUCCUCUCACAGAUCGAACCAGUCUGUGCACAACCAUCGGAAUGUUAAAAUUCUAUCAAAACCAUUCACGAAUCGGCAGCCAUAUACAUUCGUAAAGUUCCAGCCUGCGAAGCACAGUAAAAGGUGAAAGCUAUAUAGGCUUCUCCGCUGGAAGGCCAUAUCUUUCAAACUUUUAGAGGAAGCCUUGAAGCUUUACACUCAAAACCCCCAUGAAAAAGCUUGAUUUCCGCCCAACAAAUUACAACUAAACCCUCCGUGUCAGCAGCAGCAGCAGCAGCAGCAGCAGCAGCAGCAGCAGCAGCAGCAGCAGCAGCAGCAGCAGCAGCAGCAGCAGCAGCAGCAGCAGCAGCAGCAGCAGCAGCAGCAGCAGCAGCAGCAGCAGCAGCAGCAGCAGCAGCAGCAGCAGCAGCAGAAGCAGCAGGGGCAUAUAAAAGAAGCGAUCAUUUAA